Colletotrichum gloeosporioides is the source of this 2748-nucleotide messenger RNA. RefSeq lists its product as uncharacterized. The record is from RefSeq and is a predicted model, not a curated record. Lineage: Eukaryota; Fungi; Ascomycota; Sordariomycetes; Glomerellales; Glomerellaceae. Bases 1 to 2748 code for a protein of 915 amino acids. The transcript is spliced from 5 exons.
AUGGCUUCCCUGUUAUCUCUCGGCCUCAACCUGCGUCUUGCCGACAUUGAUGAGGACCUGAAAUCGCACUCAGGUGCUCUAUCAUGGCCUAUUAACGGGAUCGGAGGGAGUGCCCCUCGACGGACCCACGACUUCAUUGAUGACGUCCCCUGUUUCGCUUAUAAUGAAGUCUUCGAAAGCGGCGAAAUCUUUCAAGCCGUCUCACCCGGCUCAGGCAUCUACCUGCCUCUCCACUCCUCCCCUUGCCCUCAACCGGCCUUCACUCUCUCCAAGUCUCGGCCGGCCAAGACCAUAGAGCUGGAUGUUCACAGCCUAUCCCUCUUGCAGUCGCUCGCCAUCGCCAUCCCCUCCCCUUUCGACUUUGCUUCUCUCUUGGCAAACUACAACACCCUCAAGUCUCAUUUAGAACAUCUUGAGACCAUCUCGCCAACCCACCCCACCACUGUCGAACUACGCCUUCUCAUCCGGGAUCUCCUCUUAGACAGAGCCCUCUAUGCCGGUGUUGGCGUUCAACUCCACCCGUCACAAGGGCUGUUAUCCAUCAACCAGCUUCAUGAUAUGCACCAGAGGAGCGUCGACGCAGGCCUGGAUGACCUAGACUCCUGCUUUUCUCUCGGGCUCAUACCUGACAUAGUCACCGACCACUACCUCGAAGGCCUGUGUGCUCGAUUUACCGAAACCGCCCUUGCUGGUGAUCUCGCAUCAUUGCAUGAGCUGUGUGAGCCAUUCGUGCGCUCCGGCGAGAUUGAAUGGCAGACAAGUCCGGAUCUGCUUCUGAAGCUACUGGACUGUGGCCGUCUAGACAUUUACCGCUACGUCCUUGAUCUCGCCUCACGGACCAAAGACAAACAUGACACCCAACAAGGGCCAUGUCUGUCGGAUAUAACCCACGAUGCCCUGCAUGUGGCAAUUCGGCUCGGUCAUUCAGAGCACGUCCGAGGACUUCUCCAACAAGGGGCCACUUUCUUGGGUGUCUACCAGGGCGAGGAGGCCGGCAGCGGUGUUGUUCUCACUCCCCUUUCGGCUGCUGCCUUCUGGGGCCAGGCCGACAUGGUGCGCUUGAUUCUAAGCCACAACAUCAUGGCUGAUGGUGCCCAAGAGGCUGCUGCGAUUGCGCUUUUCAACGACGACACGGAGAUCAUGCAGAUUCUCUUGUCAUCCGGUGUCACCAACCCACCAGCAGAACUCCUACCGGAGGACACUGUCAACUCGUUCGCAGAGCUUAGUCUCAUGGAUCAUUAUGCUGGCUUCACGGUGAGCAAGCCAGACGCCGUUGAGCCCAUUGUAGGGUUCGCUUCUGCGGACGAGGUUCUCUCGCCGUACCCGUUGGUCAACCAGAGCAUGUCGACAUCAACCGAGAGGCCCCUCCGGCGACCGAUAUCAAAUCUACCAAACGUACCCGUGCAGCUCAAAGGCUCGCGGCGUCAGAGACACUUGCUUGGUCGCGAUCUUGUCACGAACAUGCACGAAUUGUGCUCUAAGCUGCGAGACGUAUGCAGCCGCUCGACUUACGACGAGUUGCAAGACAUGGAAGACGAAUACAUGGAUGGCGACGGCGUUUGGUAUCGUGGCAUCGAUGUCUUCCGCGGCCUAAUGCAAGACAGCCCGCCAUCGGCUUUGGGCGAAGUUGUCGACUCUCUAUUGGUGGGAAACGCCAUUUGCCUCACGUUUUUCAAGAACGACGGGGUCAUCUUCAACCAGUUCUGCAACGAUCUUAACAAGUGGCGCUCAGUUCUUCCCAUCUCGUCUGUCCUACCAUUUGAUGAGGUUGCACACGAAUUGUGGGAGUUCACUCCAGCAGACGAACCAUCAAGUGACCUUGAUCUCGGAAACCUACACCACUUUCAAGGACUCGUACAAGGCCUUCUCGCGCUUGAAAGACGAAGAGAAGCUGCCCCAUCGCGAAGCUCGGCUUCCGGAAGCAGACUUGCUGCCAUCCAGAGGGCUUUUGAGACGCAUGAAAGCCGGCAAGGGGUCGCCCAAGGUCAGGCCAUCCCAGGUCGGUCUCCACCGCGGUCUGUAGCUCAUUCGACCUCAUCGACGCAACAAGACGAUUUCACGUGGGCAGACUUCCUCCAUAUGGACCGCUUUGAGGAGAUGGCGAGAGGGGGUUCGAGAACGCCGCCUGCACUCCCGAACAGCUGGGAAGAUGCGCUCUCCUCGACCAUGAUGUUGUUGGCCUCGGUCGCAUUCUCUGUUGUUCUCUCUUUGGUGAUCGGUCUUCACGGCUCGACAACCCGCAUUCUCCAAACCAUCUCCGGGACCCUUCCCGGAUACGCCCGUUCAUAUACCCUGCUGGCAGAGUACCUCGCGAUGCACAAUGUCCUGGUCACACCCAAGCCAGACCCUUUCCAAUCAGCCACUCCAUCCAUCGUUCCACAAUCACCUGCAUACGGGUCAGAAGCCGGCAUCACCCCGAACAGCAGUUUCUCUUCCUUGAACACGCUAGGCACGCGCCGCAACGUCUCGUCAUCCAGCAUCAGUAGCAUCGCCUCAACAGCCUCCAGGCAGUCGUCGCGCGACCACAUGAUACGCGGCACCAGGCUGCCGUGCCCGACGCCGCAGUGCACCAAGACGUUUUCCAGCGUCAGCAACCGCAACAAGCACAUCCGCGAGGGGUGUGCGUUCACGCGCGAGAAGAGACAGCCUUACCAGUGCAGGAACUUUCCUUGCACGAAACAGUUAACCACAAAAUGGUACAGAGAUACUCAUGAGAGAGAGCGGUGCCGGUUUAGGCAAGCGGAGUAA